AACGACAGCAAACCGCAGCGCACCCUUCACUCUGGGCAAGAAUAAAAUAUCUGCGCACUCUUUCUAUGCAACGAAGAAUCAUUUGCGACUCCGAAAACAAAUGCGCCGUACUGGCAAUGGGGUGUCCUGCGAAGGUUUACCAAGACACGCCUUCUUCACGCGAAAGACUUGGCGGAAACGCGCACUCACGUGAUUUUGAAGGGUUUCGUUCCACAACCGGUACGCUCAAUCAAAACACCAUCAAUCGCCAUGCCAAAUCGUCUGCAGGCACCGGCGACCAUGUUUUCGACCUGGCCGCUCCUCUCGUGCUUGCGUCGGGGACUGGCGACCCUCGGCACGGCCUGGAACCCGCUCUGCCUAUCGCCGCAGCACAGCGCAGCGCACCCGCAAAAGUCAAAACCCCACCCGGCUCUGCCUACCAGCACUUUGUGAAAAGAGCGCCUGGACCCUCGUUUGUGGCUGCUGGCUUUGUCUGCUGCGGCGCCGGACAUUUUCGAAUUGCUGGCUCCUUCACCGACACGCAGCUGCAUCAUCCGUGGCCGGGUGACGAGAUCAUGCUGCGCCCGCUCUAAGACCCGCCCCGUUGCGUAAUGGCAGGGUGAGCGCGCUGCGGAUUGCAUUUCGGAUUGUCAUUCUAGGGCAUAACUUGAGAACGUAUUGAGUACAGUCUUGCGCCGCCUCAAAAAGGCCUCGUCUCGCAACCCUCUUGGAAGAGGCGUGGGUGCGGGGGGCAUCAUAUGUAGUGGCGUCGUGCGAGGCAAUUGGGUUGCACCACGCUCAAAACCCUUCUCUGGCAUUGCGCGCACAGUCGGGCGCAAUGUAUGCUCUCUUUUCCAUUUCACAGAUCAGUAGGGUAACGCUUGCGUUCUCAAUAUCUGGUGGAUGGUGAUCAGUGCUCAAGAUCUCUGGUUGCACAAGACGUCUCGGUGC
Molecule: messenger RNA, 930 nt
Organism: Westerdykella ornata
Lineage: Eukaryota; Fungi; Ascomycota; Dothideomycetes; Pleosporales; Sporormiaceae
Exons: 2
Coding region: 117-572 (151 amino acids)
Source: RefSeq, a predicted model, not a curated record